Molecule: messenger RNA, 1032 nt
Organism: Peronospora belbahrii
Lineage: Eukaryota; Oomycota; Peronosporomycetes; Peronosporales; Peronosporaceae
Source: the annotation of a GenBank genome assembly
AUGACCUCCACCGCUCCUGCCAAUGCCAAUGAUUCAUGUGUGGGUCCACAAUCCGAAGAAGCAGGAAAGGCUGAAGGAUGCGCUGGAUGUCCAAAUCAGAGUUUAUGUGCAUCAGGUGCCGCACGCCAACCGGAUCCAGCAGUCUCAGACGUAAAGCAGCGACUUGCUAAUGUCAAGCAUAAAGUAUUGGUAUUAUCAGGCAAAGGCGGUGUAGGAAAGAGCACAAUCGCGUGUCAAUUGGCCUUUGCAUUGGCUGGUAAAGGGUUUCAGGUAGGACUAUUGGACGUUGAUAUUACAGGUCCAAGUGUGCCACGAAUGCUUGGAUUACUAGGUCAAGAAGUACAUCAGAGCGCAGCUGGGUGGUCACCCGUCUACGUCGAUGACAAUCUUGGUGUCAUGUCGAUUGGCUUUAUGCUGCCUAAUGCUGAUGAUGCAAUCAUUUGGCGUGGACCUAAGAAGAGCGGCAUUAUUAAACAGUUUCUUGUGGACGUCCAGUGGGGAGAGCUUGAUUACCUUAUUAUUGAUACACCGCCUGGUACAUCGGAUGAGCACAUAAGUAUUGUCCAGUACAUGAAAGAGGCUGACUUAGAUGGUGCUGUGGUGAUCACGACUCCCCAGGAAGUGGCACUCAGUGAUGUCCGAAAGGAGCUUAACUUUUGUCGCAAGACUAAUAUUAAUGUGCUAGGCGUUGUUGAGAAUAUGAGCAGUAUACAACAGCUACUGAGUGACGUCAAAUUUGUAAGUGGUGACGGCAUUGACCAGACAGAGAUGUUUAUCAAGCUGCUGCAAGAGAAGGCGCCAGAGCUGCUACAGCACUCGGUGCAAAUGGAGGUAUUUCCUGCGUCCAACGGAGGUGGUGAGGCAAUGGCCAACAAGUUCAAUGUUCCCUUUCUCGGACGUCUACCGCUUGACAACAAGAUGACAGACGCAUGCGAAGAGGGUGUGUCGUUUCUUGACGAGUACCCUGAUUCCGUCGCGGCUACGGCGUUUAAUAAAAUUGUGCAAGACAUCGUUGCAUCUAUCGAAAAGUAG